GUCGUGAGGAUCGGGGCUCCUGCCCCCUCGGGGGGAGCGAGGCAGAGACGGGAAGGUGAAUUCUGAGAAGGUGCAUUCUUUAAUGGAAACGCGGAGCAACUGCAGCGGAUGAUUUCUCUUGGAUUUGGCCACAAAUUUAUAGAUCUUCUGCACUGUAUACAGCUACAGGACUCCUAAAAAAAAAAGUUAACUCCUCUGCCUCCUUGGAUUGGAGCUGGGGCCAGAAGGAGUGAUUGUAGUGAGACUGAGCAUCCUAGAUUACACGGAGGGAGCAGCGGGGCCGUUUGAUAGUUGCUGAUAUGUGUUCAAGAUGAGUGGGAUGGGAGAAAAUACCUCUGACCCAUCCAGGGCAGAGACAAGAAAGCGCAAGGAAUGUCCUGACCAGCUCGGACCCAGCCCCAAGAGGAGCACUGAGAAACGCAAUCGUGAACAGGAAAAUAAAUAUAUCGAAGAACUUGCAGAGCUGAUAUUUGCAAAUUUUAACGAUAUAGACAACUUUAACUUCAAACCUGACAAAUGUGCAAUCUUAAAAGAAACUGUGAAGCAAAUUCGUCAGAUCAAAGAACAAGAGAAAGCAGCAGCUGCCAACGUAGAUGAAGUGCAGAAGUCAGACGUGUCAUCCACAGGGCAGGGUGUCAUCGACAAGGAUGCGCUGGGGCCGAUGAUGCUUGAGGCCCUUGAUGGGUUCUUCUUUGUAGUGAACCUGGAAGGCAACGUUGUGUUUGUUUCAGAGAAUGUGACACAGUACCUAAGGUAUAACCAAGAGGAGCUGAUGAACAAAAGUGUAUAUAGCAUCCUGCAUGUUGGGGACCACACUGAAUUUGUCAAAAACCUGCUGCCAAAGUCUAUAGUGAAUGGGGGAUCUUGGUCUGGCGAACCUCCCAGGCGGAACAGCCAUACAUUCAAUUGCCGGAUGCUGGUAAAACCUUUGCCUGAUUCUGAAGAGGAAGGUCAUGACAACCAGGAAGCACAUCAGAAAUACGAAACUAUGCAGUGCUUUGCUGUCUCUCAACCAAAGUCCAUCAAAGAAGAAGGAGAAGAUUUGCAGUCCUGCUUGAUCUGUGUGGCGAGGAGAGUCCCCAUGAAGGAAAGACCAGUUCUUCCCUCAUCAGAAAGUUUUACUACUCGCCAAGAUCUCCAAGGCAAGAUCACUUCACUGGACACGAGCACCAUGCGGGCCGCCAUGAAGCCCGGCUGGGAGGACCUGGUGAGGAGGUGCAUUCAGAAGUUCCAUGCACAGCAUGAGGGGGAGUCUUUGUCCUAUGCCAAGAGGCAUCAUCAUGAAGUGCUGAGACAAGGAUUGGCUUUCAGUCAGAUCUACCGUUUCUCCUUGUCCGACGGCACUCUUGUUGCUGCACAAACGAAAAGCAAACUCAUCCGUUCUCAGACUACUAAUGAGCCUCAGCUUGUCAUAUCUUUGCAUAUGCUUCACAGAGAGCAGAAUGUGUGUUUAAUGAAUCCGGAUCUGACUGGACAAGCGAUGGGGAAGCCAUUGAAUCCAAUUAGCUCCAGCAGCCCUGCCCAUCAGACCAUGUGCAGUGCGAACCCAGGUCAGGACAUGACCCUUGGUAGCAAUAUCAAUUUUCCCAUAAACGGCCCAAAGGAGCAAAUGAGCAUGCCCAUGGGCAGGUUUGGUGGUUCUGGGGGACUGAACCAUGUGUCAGGCAUGCAAGCAACCACUCCUCAGGGUAGUAACUAUGCACUCAAAAUGAACAGUCCCUCACAGAGCAGCCCUGGCAUGAAUCCAGGCCAGCCCAACUCCAUGCUUUCACCGAGACAUCGCAUGAGCCCUGGGGUGGCUGGAAGCCCCCGAAUCCCACCCAGCCAGUUUUCCCCCGCAGGAAGCUUGCAUUCCCCUGUGGGAGUUUGCAGCAGCACAGGAAAUAGCCAUAGCUACACCAACAGUUCCCUCAACGCACUUCAGGCCCUCAGCGAGGGCCACGGGGUCUCAUUAGGCUCAUCAUUGGCUUCACCGGACCUAAAAAUGGGCAAUUUGCAAAACUCCCCAGUUAAUAUGAAUCCUCCUCCACUCAGCAAGAUGGGGAGCUUAGACUCCAAAGACUGUUUUGGGCUGUAUGGGGAGCCAUCGGAAGGUACAGCUGGACAAGCAGAGAGCAGCUGCCAUCCCGGAGAGCAAAAGGAAACAAGUGAUUCCAGUGCACCCCAGGGCGUGAGCAGCGAGCGAUCUGACGGGCAGAACAGACUGCAUGACAGCAAAGGACAGACCAAACUCCUACAGCUGUUGACCACCAAAUCUGACCAGAUGGAGCCUUCGCCGCUGUCCAACUCUCUGUCAGACACAAACAAGGACUCCGCGGGUAGCUUGCCUGGUUCUGGGUCGACACACGGGACCUCGCUCAAGGAGAAGCAUAAGAUUUUGCACAGACUCCUGCAGGACAGCAGUUCUCCUGUGGACUUGGCUAAGUUAACAGCAGAAGCCACAGGCAAAGAGCUGAGCCAGGAGGCCAACAGCACAGCUCCUGGUUCAGAAGUGACUGUAAAACAGGAGCCAGUGAGCCCUAAGAAGAAAGAGAAUGCACUACUUCGCUAUUUGCUAGAUAAAGAUGAUACUAAAGAUAUUGGUUUACCGGAAAUAACCCCCAAACUUGAGCGACUGGACAGUAAGACAGACCCUGCCAGUAACACAAAGUUAAUAGCUAUGAAAACCGAGAAGGAGGAGAUGAGCUUUGAGCCUAGUGACCAGCCUGGCAGUGAACUGGACAACUUGGAGGAGAUUUUGGAUGAUUUGCAGAAUAGUCAAUUGCCACAGCUUUUCCCAGACACGAGGCCUGGCGCCCCUGCUGGAUCAGUUGACAAGCAAGCCAUCAUCAAUGACCUCAUGCAACUCACAGCUGAAAACAGCCCAGUCACACCUGUUGGAGCCCAGAAAACAGGACCACGAAUUUCACAGAGCACUUUUAAUAACCCACGACCAGGGCAACUGGGCAGGUUAUUGCCAAACCAGAAUUUACCACUUGACAUCACAUUGCAAAGCCCAACUGGUGCUGGACCCUUCCCACCAAUCAGAAACAGUAGUCCCUACUCAGUGAUACCUCAGCCAGGAAUGAUGGGUAACCAAGGAAUGAUAGGAAACCAAGGAAAUUUAGGAAACAGUAACACAGGGAUGAUAGGUAGUAACGCCGCCCGGCCCACUAUGCCAUCUGGGGAGUGGGCACCGCAGAGUUCAGUGCGAGUCACCUGUGCUGCUACCGCCAGCGCCAUGAACCGGCCGCUCCAAGGAGGUAUGAUUCGGAAUCCAACUGCCAGCAUCCCCAUGAGACCCAGCAGCCAACCUGGCCAAAGGCAGAUGCUUCAGUCUCAGGUCAUGAAUCUAGGGCCAUCUGAAUUAGAGAUGAACAUAGGGGGCCCCCAGUAUAGCCAACAACAAGCUCCUCCAAACCAGACCGCCCCGUGGCCUGAGAGCAUCCUGCCUAUAGACCAGGCCUCCUUUGCCAGCCAAAGCAGGCAGCCGUUCGGCAGCUCCCCAGAUGACCUGCUGUGCCCGCACCCCGCCGCGGAGUCGCCGAGUGAUGAGGGGGCGCUGCUGGACCAGCUCUACCUGGCCUUGCGGAACUUCGACGGCCUGGAGGAGAUUGACAGAGCGCUGGGAAUACCUGAGCUGGUCAGCCAGAGCCAAGGAGUAGAUCCGGACCAGUUCUCGAGUCAGGAUUCCAACAUGAUGCUGGAGCAGAAGGCGCCCGUUUUCCCCCAGCAGUACGCGUCUCAGGCCCAGAUUGCCCAGGGGAGCUAUUCUCCCAUGCAAGACCCCAACUUCCACAGCAUGGGGCAGCGGCCUAGUUAUGCCACACUUCGCAUGCAGCCCAGACCCGGCCUCAGGCCCACGGGCCUGGUGCAGAACCAGCCAAACCAGCUGAGGCUUCAACUGCAGCAUCGCCUCCAAGCACAGCAGAAUCGCCAGCCCCUUAUGAAUCAAAUCAGCAAUGUUUCAAAUGUGAACUUGACUCUGAGGCCUGGAGUUCCUACCCAGGCACCUAUUAACGCACAGAUGCUGGCCCAGAGACAGAGGGAAAUCCUGAACCAGCAUCUGCGGCAGCGACAGAUGCAUCAGCAGCAGCAAGUUCAGCAAAGAACUCUGAUGAUGAGAGGCCAAGGGUUGAAUAUGGCAUCAAGCAUGGUGGCUCCUAGUGGGAUGCCCACAAAUAUGAGCAACCCCCGGAUCCCCCAGGCAACUGCACAGCAGUUUCCAUUUCCUCCGAACUACGGAAUGAGUCAGCAACCUGAUCCCGGCUUUACUGGGGCUACCACGCCUCAGAGCCCUCUAAUGUCGCCCAGAAUGGCGCACACCCAGAGCCCCAUGCUGCAGCAGACCCAGGCCAAUCCCGCCUAUCAGGCCUCUGACAUGAACGGAUGGGCACAGGGCACUAUGGGUGGAAACAGCAUGUUUUCACAACAGUCCCCACCACACUUUGGGCAGCAAGCAAACACCAGCAUGUACAAUAACAAUAUGAACAUCAAUGUAUCCAUGGCGACCAACACAGGCGGGAUGAGCAACAUGAACCAGAUGACAGGACAGAUCAGCAUGACCUCAGUGACCUCCGUGCCUACGUCGGGGCUGUCCUCCAUGGGUCCCGAGCAGGUUAAUGAUCCUGCUCUGAGGGGAGGUGGCCUUUUCCCAAACCAGCUGCCUGGAAUGGAUAUGAUUAAGCAGGAGGGAGACGCAUCUCGGAAAUACUGCUGACACUGAAGGUAGCUGGUUGCUUCUUUCUUCAGCUGACUGGGCUCACUUGCUCAAAACACUUACUGGUCUGGAGAGCUGCGUCCAUUUGUUUUGACCCCACCGACCCGCCGGCCAGUUCUGCCCAAGUGAGCUCAGCAGAUGCCGGGCCUGGCCCCGGGGAGCAGCUGUUGCAGGAGGAGCUGCCUCCUCUCGACAGCCUGAAGCUUGCGUCCAGACAGUUGCUCAGUCUGUUCACUGCAUUCACCUUAGUGCAACUUAGAUCUCUCCUGCGAAGUAAAUGUUGACAGGCAAAUUUCAUACCCAUGUCAGAUUGAAUGUAUUUAAAUGUACGUAUUUAAGGAAAACAACCAUGCUCUUGUUCUGUUCCUGUUUGGUUCCAGACACUGGUUUCUUGCUUUGUUUUCCCUGGCUAAUCAGUCUAGUACAAAAUAUUCAGAUUUCAUCUAGGGGAAAGAAAAGGAUUUUUUCUAAAAAUCAAACUGCAUUUGGGAUAAAAGCAGGGCAGACACCAUGGACAGCACUGUAUGGACAGACACCCAAGAAGUGAAGACCAAUAUCUUUGUAGAAAGCUCUCAAGACCAAGUUGGAAAGAGGUUCCAGUUAAUGAACAGAUAAGAAGGAGCAUGAGAGGGCUGUUCACAUUAACAAGUACUGUUUCCUUUUUUUUUUUUUUUUUUGUUAAAACCAAAUGAGUUCAUCUGAAUCAUUAAUCAAGAAGAAAUAUUUUUCAUUUCCACAUUAAGUUCCUGUUAGACUGAUCAGACAGCUUGGAUUAGCAUCUCCUCUUCCUGACUCUUCCCUUCCCCUGCCCCCCCCCACACACACACACUUUCAUUCAUUUAAAAAAUAAAAACAACAGAAACCAGGUAAGCCCCUUGUUUCCUUAAAUUUUUUUAAAUGUUUUGCCAGCCACUUAGCAAUUGCUAACUUAAAUUUCGGAAAAAUGCAUUUACUGGCAAGGAGAGGAGCAGAGUCAGGACGAUGCUGGUCCCACUGAGGACACCUGCUUCAGGAGCAUGUCCGUCUUGUUCCCCAGCCACACAGGCCCACAACACAGGAAGCCCUGGCGUGUUUAACACUGACAGCAGAUACGUGACAGGUGUCACCUCCGCCGUGUGUUUUUUAUUUUGUUUUUUUAGCAGUGCUGACUAAGCCGACAUUUUGUAAGGUACAUAAAAUCCAAUUUCUAUGUAAACAAGCAAUAAUUUAAGUUGAGGACUUAAGUGUUUCAAUUGUAUAAUUUUUUGUGAGGUAUACAUAUUGUGGAAUUGACUCAAAAAUGAGGUACUUCAGUAUUAAAUUAGAUAUCUUCAUAGCAAUGUCUCCUAAAGGUGUUUUGUAAAGGAUAUCUAUGCCUUGAUUAGACCUAAUUUGUAGACUUAAGACUUUUUAUUUUCUAAACCUUGUGAUUCUGCUCAUAAAUCAUUUAUCUAAUCUAUAUGAUAUGCAGCCGCUGUAGGACCCAGUUCUUGAUUUUUAUAUGUUUAUAUUCUUUCUUAAUGAACCUUAGGAAGACCACAUGUUACUGAGCAGGCCACUUUUAUGGUUGUUUCUCUUGCCCCCUCGGGAAGGGGAAUAGUCUUUUAUUAAUUGGUGUCAGUUUCAGACAAGUGCAAUACCAAGAAACUGAUUACCUUUUUUGAGCUAUUUCUCCCCAACCCCUAAGACACGUACUUUCUUACCUAAAUUUCAGAAUGAUGUCUUUUUGAUGUCUAAAAAGCAAAGCAUUUUAUAUCUCACUAGCCAGGCUUUUUAGGAACAGAGAGGUUUUUCCUUGAAAUGUGACUGUUUAUUUGUGGCAGGGUGGACAAUGGACAAACUACCCCUAUUUAUAUUUAUAUCUCUCCCUAUAUGUGCAAAUGAUGGAUUAUAGAGAGAGAUAUAGCCCAAAGAUAAAUGAUAAAUAGACAGUCUGAAGAUGUUGCUCCAUACUAAAGAAAUGUUCUGGAAAUUUGCAUUUCGAUACUUUUUUCCACUUGAGAGGGGUCUCACUACAGGGAGGUGGCCCAGGAACAGCACCUCUCGGGGCCACCAGUCCACAUGCCCCCCUCACAAGGCUCUACUCUCCUCAACCAGACCAUUGCGUUGCCCACCUGCGAUGGAUGAAACAAGCAGACGCUGGCCCAGAACUCCAUGACUGCUCAGCGUGGCGAGGCUUGCGUCCUGUGCAACGCAGUGUGACCAGCUUUAAGUUGCUUUUAGAAACGUAACUUAGAAUGACUUUAACUUCACACAGCACAAAGGAGAAACGGAGUUUAAGCUAGAUUUGUUUUGUUUUGUUUUGAGUUUUAAGUCCCAUUUCACUAUAAUACUGUCCAAAAAUUAUCUGUGUAUCUUUUACUGUUUAUUCACCUGCCCACUGUGUUUUCACAUCAACCCCAAGUCAGACAAAUCUACAAACCAGUGAUGCUGGUCAUUUCGAAUAAUUCAUGAUCAUGGCUGUUUUGAAGGAAAAGAGAUUACAAAUUCUCUUACGGCUCAGAUCAGGGAAUGGAUUUUGCUUUACAUCUAAUUAAGAGAAGAAAAGUAAGUGAAGGAAUCCUCUGAUCAUAUUGAUCACUAUAGAAGCAAAGCCAAAUCGAUCCCCUUCGUUAUCAGUAUUUCUCAUGCUGUACACAGUAAAUUUGUUAGGCUGAGUCCUUGGUUUUUGUUUAAUAGGACAAAGAAUCAGUGUUUUACUUCUAUUACUAAAUGUGAAAAACAAAUAAUGUGAAAAGUAUACAUACAUUCACUUGGUUAUAAGACUCAUUUAAGUGUUCAUGUAAUGUGGUGAGUUGGAAAGUGAAGUGAGCUCUUUUGCUACAAUGAAUUCGUUUGACUCAAAGAUUAAAAUGCCCCCUCCCACGUGUAUCUCCUAUGGCCUGUAAUAAUUGAAAGCAAUGUUUUUGCAGUUUAUAUAAUGCAAUUUUUAAUCUGUGUUUAAAAAUGGAGUUCAUAUGGGCUGAACACAUAAAAUGGGUGGCACACAUCCACUGUAGAACCCAAAGAUACACAAUCAAUUUUGAAAUGCAACUUAAGCCAUUAAUUGUUGGUGUGAAUUUAAAAUUUUCUAGUAUUUGUAUGGUAGUAUGCUGCCUAAGAGCAAAGCAUUCUCUGCACAAAAGAAAAUUACUGUAGUGGCUUCGAUUUUAAUUAGAAUUUUCUCCCUGGUGUUUCUUUAUAGACUAAAACAAAAUCUUUUAAGUUUCUUACUACAGGUAAAAGCUAUGUGCAAGAACCUCAAAAUGCUAAAAUCUAGCAUAAUGCCUUAGAUCUGUUUUUAAGUCUUGUAUAUUCCUACAUAGCUGUCCGAUGUAUUAUAUUUGUAUAGUGAAUUGUGUACAAUUUUUGAAUAAGUACAUCAUCACUUAACCUUUAUGUUGUUGGAUAGUGAUGAUGAUACAUUUCUCCAAACAUUUAACUGUCAUUUUUUUCCCUUUGUCAUUUGUGGGUUUUAUUUGUACAGUUCCUCAUGAAGUUGCAUCUGAGAUGUGUGUAUAUGAAAAGAUUAUACAAGGGUAAAAUUAAGCAAUAUAUUAACUAUGGUUCUUCAGGAGAAAGCUUACAGUGUUUCAGGUCGUGGUUUAUUUUCCAAAUGGAGUUGACUCUGAACAUCACCUUGUUCAUCUGCAUCGAUGUUUGUAUUUCUCGUGUGAGCAGUUUAUGCAAAGGUAGAUAUAUUCAGAGAAAUUUUAAAUACAUUUAUGCAAGUUAAUAUUGCUUUGCUGAUGCUCUUUGCUUAUUUGAUGUUAAAUAAUGCUAUUGUAAAUAAAGAAUUCUGUUGUUAUUGCAUCAUUUAAUAAAUUUUAAUGCCUUCGGGUUUUACAUGGC
Messenger RNA from Miniopterus natalensis, 8509 nucleotides. The record is from RefSeq and is a predicted model, not a curated record. NCBI's taxonomy places the organism in Eukaryota, Metazoa, Chordata, Mammalia, Chiroptera, Miniopteridae.